Messenger RNA from Apis laboriosa (Himalayan honeybee), 3376 nucleotides. RefSeq names its product integrator complex subunit 8 (gene IntS8). Gene Ontology annotation, molecular function: protein binding. NCBI's taxonomy places the organism in Eukaryota, Metazoa, Arthropoda, Insecta, Hymenoptera, Apidae. Bases 230 to 3247 code for a protein of 1005 amino acids. Gene Ontology annotation, cellular component: integrator complex. Gene Ontology annotation, biological process: snRNA 3'-end processing. The transcript is spliced from 13 exons. The record is from RefSeq and is a predicted model, not a curated record.
CUUUUAAACAAGUCUGAAAAAGUUCAUAUAUAUAUACACAUAUAUAUAUAUAUGUGUGUGUAUAAAUAUAUAUAAUAAAAAAACUUACGGAUAAAGCGAGUAUACUUCGUGGAUCAAAAUAUAAUGAUUCUCCAAAAGCGACAUCUAAGAUUAUAUUCAAAAUAAGUUCUAAAAAGUAGAAAUAAAAUUACAAUUUUUCUGAUUGUGUUAUGAAUUUAAAAAUAAUGCAAUGAUGGAUGUGGAUUUAUUACGACCAGGCACUGUGCCGAUAUCUCCUGAUACAAUACUUUGGUUUGAAUUUUUAUUAAAUCCGUCUUUAUUGCAACAACAUUUAUCAAAACCUUCUCCUGAUCCCUCAGCAACGGACUUAAUAAUUAAAUUUAUGACAAUAAAUUCAGAACAAAAGGAAAAUGAAGUAAAAAUUGUUGAUACUGAAUCAAAUGAUGCAAAAUCUAGUACUGCAAUUAAAUGGACUCAUAGAAAUCUUGCUUUAAAAAUUCUUUCUUUGAAAAUAGCAGCUCAUUUAAAAUGGGAUUUGGAUGUAUUAGAAAAAAAAUUACCAUUACCAAUACAAUUAACAUUACUUCAAGAUCUUCUUUAUAUAACAUCGGAUUUAAUUGUGGAAAUACCAACUAUACCUGAAUUUACAAUACAUCCAAUUUCAGAUCAAGUAUUAUUUACAAUUGUUUUAUAUCAUAGAUGGCAUAUAAGAGCAAUUAUUUAUAGAGCCUUAAAUAAUAAACAAUCAAAACAACAAUUUCUUCAUAUUCCAGGUAUUCAAGAAUCAACAUAUGUACCACCUGGUGUAAUAGAUGAUAUAAUUAGGAAAUUAGAAGCUCAAGUAUCUAAUAGUAUAAAUGUAUUAAAUAAUGUUCUUGAAAGUAAAGAUAUAAGUCCAAAAAUGUUAUCAUUUGACACUUUCCAAAUGUUAUCUGAAGAUAGUAUAGAGAUUAAACAAAAUUGGGAAAAUAUGUAUUCCAUUAAUUUAGAAGAAUUUAAAUGUCAAAUACAUUAUGAUUUAGCAAGAUUUCAUUUGUUAAAAGAAGAAUACCAAGAAGCAAAACGUCAUAUUAUACAAGCCAAAGAAUUGUUUUAUAAUUUCAAUAAUUCAGGAGAUAUGUUGUAUUGUAAAAUUCGAAAAGAAUCUUUAGAUGGUUGUUGUUUAGCAUGCGAAGUAUCCAUAGAAGGAAUAACUUCCAGUCUUACUCAGCAAUUGCAAGCAUCAAUUAAAGAUCAAUAUACUAAUAUAUUACAAAUUCUUCAAGCAGAUAACAUUUCAAGAGAAAUUCCUCAGGUUUAUAGAGAUAAUUUAGAACUUGAUGUGCAAGGAGGAUCUGUUAAUAGAAAAAUUGUAGUAGCUCGUGAUCUUUUGCUUCAAAUUCAAUGUUUAAAUUUAAUUAGAAAAAUUUUGGAUGGUAGCAUAAUUCUUGGUGAUUAUAUAACGGAAAUACAAGCAGCUGGUAAUAAAGGAAUUGAAGUAUUUUUUUGGGCUCUUGAAAAUGUUUUAGAACAACUUACUAUUAAAGACAAAACACGUAUUUCACGUUAUCUCCUUUAUCUCGUACAUACAAGUAACAUUGAUGGAUUUGCUUCCAAAAUACUUAGUGAUCCAUUAUAUAUGACAUUAUUUAAUGAUAAAGAAUUAGAUAUCAUCAGAAAAUCGGCUAUUAUUGAAGAAUUAGAGUUACCGGAUUUAUUAUUAAAAAAUGAUUGGGGUAUACCUUUAAUAACAUAUACUCAAAGCUCCAAAAUAGAAGUAUUUGGAUUAGAACAAAGAUUAAUACAAUCAUAUGAUACUAAUGAAAUUCAUGAAAUAUUAUUACAUUUAGAUGGAAAACAUCGUAUGAAACCUUUAUGGUUAGUGAAUAGUUGUUGGGAAUUACCUAUUCCAUUACAAAGUGUUGUAAUGUCCCUUUCUAGAGGUUUUCUUCAAGAUUAUUCAUAUGUAUUAUUAGCAAAAAGUAGAGAAUUAGUAAUGUCUAAAGAUUUUGAAGGAGCAAUUGAAAUAUUAAAUGUAUUAGAAAAAGAAGUACAGCAACAUUCACAAAGUGGCAAUACAUUAAUAUUUAAAUUAUGUAAAUUAGUAAACUGGGAAUGUUUACUUAUUGAAAUUUUAAGAUGCCUUCACAAUUGGCCAACAACAAAUAUAUGUGAUACAGAAAACUUAAUUACAAGAUGUAAACAAUGUCUUGGAGCAUUACAAGCUACAGAUCAAGUUAUUCCACGACAAGAAAUUAUUGAAUAUUGCACUGUUUUUCUUUUAAAUAUGACUGAAUGGGAUUAUUUAACAAGUUUAGAAAAACGUUUUAGUUAUUCAGAAUUUGCAGCAGCUAUUAGUAGUGUUUGUCAAGAUAUUGUUAAGUACAAAGCAGGAAGAAAAUUUUCAAGAGAAGCAUGGGAUAUGGUUUUAACUGCUUUUGGCCCAAGUAGAGAUCAACCACAAAAACGAAGUAAUAGUGGUAAUAGUGGAACAAGUACUGGUAGUGCUUCAAGAGAUGUUAUUGCUAGCAUUGGAGGUACACUUAGUAGAUUACGUGAACCUAUGGUUCUUACUGUUGUUAUUUCAUUAUUAGCACGUUUACGGAAUGUUUUACGCGAUGAAUCUAGUCUUGAAUUACAUGCGCAGUAUCUUUCUCUUUGGCCUGCUGUUGUACCAAAUGCUAAUUCUUAUAAUAUCAGAAGCAUUGGAGAAUUAUUGUUUCAAUUAUUAACACAAGCUUUAAAAUAUUAUCCAACUAAUGUUCCUUGGUUAAGAUUAAUGGGAGAUCUUAAUUUUGUUCUAGGAUAUUAUGAAAGUGCAAUAAAAUAUUAUUUAGAAGCUAUUAUGGUAUCUAGUGAUCUGUUUAGUCAACCAGUACCAAGAUCACAGAUUGAUGAUCUUGUUUAUAGACGUAUGAUUAAAUGUUGUGCUCAUUUACAAUGUUAUACACAAGCUGCUGUAUUAUGUCAAUUUUUAGAAGAAGUAGAUUAUACUUUAGCUUUUAAAAUGGCAGCUAGUGAUCAAAAAAGUUGUGCUCCAGCAGAUGCUAUGGAUGCAUAUUAUCAUUGUAUUUGGGAUACUACAAUACUUGAAUAUCUCAUUCAUUUACACACAAAACGUGGUGAACAUCAUAGAAAACAAUUAGCAAUUAAAGUAAUUGGUUCAUUGGAAUUGAAUUCUAAUAAUAAUGAAGAAAUACAAAGGGAAGCAGCAAACAUUCGGAAAGCGAAAUUUUUAAGAGCAUUAGCAAAACAAUAUGUUUAUUAAUAAAAGUAUGCAAAAAAUAUUGUAUUAUUAUAUAUAUUAAUUUUAUAAUAUUUAAAUAUAAGGAUUUUUAUAUUUAUAAUUACAAUCGAUAAUUAAAACAAUCAAAUCUCCCUCCUUUACUAUGUACAA